CGCCUUCAGUUGGGACGUCUACUUGUGCCUCAACUGCGACUGUAUCCUGUUCAGCGUCUGUCACCUUCCCAUCUGUGAUACCAGCGUCUGCUUCAGUGGCAUCUGCUUCAACGCCGCUAGUGGUUUAUCUUCGUUAUCCAGUUGCUUUUCUUCUGUCUUUUUCGUUUCCUAAAAUGAGAAGUCUUUAUCGCCGUUACAACAGCCAACUGCAAGACUCCCGUACCUGCGUUUCUUCACUCGCCAUUGUUGCUUGGCAUUCCCGUAUGCAGUUGUCAUAUCAACACUCACGUGGGUAUUACCGUGUGACCAAAGCGCGGAUCAUCGCACGGAGCAUGUCGAUGGUAGGAAGUCCUACUUUAAAGAGGCUAGGUGGCCGUGGUCAGAUACAGCUUAUUCUUGGACCGAUGUUCUCGGGAAAAACGACUGAAUUGAUGCGAUUAAUGAAACGACAUCAAGUUGCCAACCGUUCCUGUUUAAUGGUCAAAUAUAGUAAAGAUGAUCGAUACAACACUGACAGCAUUACAACCCACGACAUGCAAGUCACAAAGGCCGUUAGAUGUCUCAAACUGAAUGAUUUGAGAUCCACUGCCUUGCAAUACGGAGUCAUCGGCAUUGAUGAAGCUCAGUUUUUUCCUGACAUUGUUCAGUUCUGUGAAGAUCUUGCAAACUCAGGGAAGAUGGUGAUCGUGGCUGCUCUGGACGGCACAUUUCAAAGAAAACCAUUUGGUUCAAUCCUUGAUCUUAUCCCACUCUCAGAGAAUGUCACCAAGCUAAAGGCAGUAUGCAUGAACUGUUUCCAAGAUGCAUCAUUUUCCAAGCGGAUUGGUUCAGAAACAGAGGUGGAGGUGAUUGGUGGUGCUGACAAGUACAUGGCUGUAUGUAGAGAGUGCUAUCAUCUACCUAACACAUCUAAUCACACACCAUGGAAGCCACCACUUGAUGAUGAAACUCAUGGACGAGAACUAUUUCCUGACUCCCCCACAAAGUUGUGGUAGAGACUCAUUGCUUGCUUGAACUUCGAUUUAUAUGCUGCUCAUUGAACACUUGAUGUGUAUUCUAAAUGCAAUAAUCUUUAAUCUUUUUACACCUA
Messenger RNA from Corticium candelabrum, 1090 nucleotides. RefSeq names its product thymidine kinase, cytosolic-like. The record is from RefSeq and is a predicted model, not a curated record. Gene Ontology annotation, biological process: thymidine metabolic process. The transcript is spliced from 9 exons. Bases 174 to 995 code for a protein of 273 amino acids. Lineage: Eukaryota; Metazoa; Porifera; Homoscleromorpha; Homosclerophorida; Plakinidae. Gene Ontology annotation, molecular function: thymidine kinase activity; ATP binding.